Ruditapes philippinarum (Manila clam) is the source of this 1397-nucleotide messenger RNA. RefSeq lists its product as uncharacterized. Lineage: Eukaryota; Metazoa; Mollusca; Bivalvia; Venerida; Veneridae. The coding region runs from base 31 to 1239 and encodes 402 amino acids. The transcript is spliced from 9 exons. The record is from RefSeq and is a predicted model, not a curated record.
GUGAACAGUUGAAUUGGAUGGUUUGUUAAAAUGGUGGGACCUAAGAUAAUAUUUGUAUUUAUAACUGGAUGUGUAACCUGUUUGACUGCAGAUACUGUCGAACAAAUAUUUACCAGGGACAACAAGGUCCCUGUGAAAGGAGAUGAUAUACAGCUUGUAUGUGAGGUGUCACAGUUCACCAUCGGUGGUAUUGUCAGGGUCUAUAAGACAGACUCCAUUCCUCCAGCAGAUAUUAAUACUGCUCCAUCAUUAGUAGCGUGUAACCCAUCACAGUGUUUAGGAACUGUACCAAGACAUACAUUCAGCACAAGCAGCAGGGGUGUCACUAUAACAGUCACCAAUCUCAAUAGGUCAGAAGACCAGAAAUAUUGGACAUGUGCCAUCAACUACCAAAGAAAAUACAUGGAGCUUACUGUAUACAGUAUGUUUAUCGUUGAAGAAUCGACUAGUGGAUCACGUCAAGAAUGGUCAACAACAGCACCUGUGACUAAUAGAACUGGUGAUUGUACUGACUCUGAGAAAAUAUAUACGUCAACGUUAACAUUACCAAGAUACACAGUGUUUACUGACAAUACAGAUACCACUGUGAAGUUUCAGUGUGGUGCUAUAUCAGACACUGGUGCAGAAGAUCAACUAUUAACGCAAACAUCCGUAGAUAUUCGAUUUGCAGCGAAUAUUGCGCGUAACAGUGAUAAAAUAUGUUUCUCCUGCAAUGACAUUAUAGAUCUGAAAUUAUGCGACUCUGUUGACCGCUGUCAUGGCAACCAGAUAUGUUUUGUUGAGAAGUAUACCUUGGAUAAUGGUCAUACACAUUACAGUUCUGGAUGUAAAGAUAUACAGACAUGUAUGCAGCAUUCCUUUAAUGGGACAUCUAGUUGUCUGCAAUGUUGUGAGACAAGUUUUUGUAAUUCACAAGGUUGUGGUGGCACAGCGUUCCCACCUCGACAGAAAAGAGGUCCACUUUGUUUAGAUUGUGCGCAUGUUAGCGAGCCAAUAGACUGCGAUCAAAUAGCAUUGUGUUCUUCGAGCGAGUCCUGUAGGAUUGAAAAGGUGAAAUGGGGAGAUUCAUUCCAGUACCACUUAGGAUGUGAAAGCAAGAUACACUGCUCAUCUAAAAGUAGACAACUAGUCCAUGAGACAAGAGCUGUACCAGUUUGUCGAGCUUGUUGCGACGGUGACUUUUGCAACCGAAAUUGCACAAACAAUCUACCAGUUAACCAACAAACAAUAAUUGGAUAGGCAACGAAACAAAGUUAAUUUGCAAAUUAGCAAAAGAAAUUGUCUUUGGCCAUUUAAAAAAUGAUAUUUUCAGUAUGGCUAAAACAAGCAAUACCAUUGACAAACAUAUAGUACAAAAAUAUGUAAGUUAAUAUUUUAUUAAACAGCUAUAAUUUCAA